AUGAAAGUCAUUCUGCUGAUUUCACUUCUCCUUGUUGUUGAUGUGUUCUCGUUGAACAAAACCUGGACUACCGACAAUUUUGACACCGGCGUUGAGGGAAACGAAACAAAGGAAGAAGCAAGAAAGAGCGUUGGUAUGAAAGAACAUAAACUAAACCCUUUUGUUCUAGCUGGAAUUUCGGCGGGCAUCCGUGGGCUUGUUGGUGGAGUCUUCGAUUUCUUUCGUAAGAAGAAAGAAGGAUCAUAA
Messenger RNA from Necator americanus (New World hookworm), 246 nucleotides. RefSeq lists its product as uncharacterized. Bases 1 to 246 code for a protein of 81 amino acids. The transcript is spliced from 4 exons. The record is from RefSeq and is a predicted model, not a curated record. Lineage: Eukaryota; Metazoa; Nematoda; Chromadorea; Rhabditida; Ancylostomatidae.